GUAUUUUUUCCUCGUCCAGUUUGGUCACACUACGCUGGCGUCGCUUUUUAUAAUUUCUUUGUUUCCCGCGACUUUUUAAAGCUUCUCCGGCAUUAAAAUGAGUUUUUUGAGCAAUAGCGACACGAUACAUGUGGAAGUUCGCCUGCGAGGUAAUGAUGCUCGCCCAAAUGCACUUCGAUACAAUAUUGAGAGUGCCCUAAAGGGCUAUUUUCAGACGGCAAUAAACUUGCCCCGAAAUGUGGCAUUCCAGCCGGGUCUCACGCAUGAGCACACAGCACUUGUGCGCUCCGUUCUCCUGGAGCGUGACAAUGGCGAGGCACAGCCUCUGAAGCCCGCCGAGACCAAAUAUCGCUUCCAUUUCUAUACCACUGAGCCGGAGGAAGCGCAACUUGGCCUCUUUUCAAACGAAGAAGGAUCAGAUGGCAUCGAUAGCGUCGUGGCGGCCAGUCAUGCGCUCCUACCGGCCGCUCAGUUUGUGGGUCUGUGGGAGAACCUCAUCUACGAGCCAGGACUCAAGGAGAAGCUCCUGAAGUUUGCCUCUUCGGCACUGAUGUUCUCGCUACACCGUGUGGACACGAAUGUGAUCGCCUGUAACCGACUGAUACUGCUCCACGGACCACCUGGAACAGGAAAGACGAGCCUCUGCAAGGCCCUCGCCCAGAAAUUUGCUAUCCGUACCCAAGGGAGCUAUUCUUACACCCACCUGGUGGAGAUUAACAGCCACAGCCUGUUCUCAAAGUGGUUCUCAGAGAGCGGCAAGCUGGUGGCGCGACUGUUUUACAAGAUAACAGAGCUAGUGUCAGAUCAGAACAACCUGGUUUGCGUGCUGAUUGACGAGGUUGAGUCGCUGGCCUACGCCAGGAGUGCCAUGUCUAGUAAUGAACCAAGAGACGCCAUGCGGGUAGUGAACGCUGUGCUCACCCAGCUGGAUGCCAUUAAGAGCUGUCCCAAUGUACUGAUCCUGGCCACAUCUAACCUGGCUCAAAGCAUUGACCUGGCCUUUGUGGACCGCGCUGAUAUCCGAUUGUUCAUUGGGUUUCCCAGCAUUCCCGCUAUCCGAGAAAUAUACAAGAGCAUGCUGGCUGAACUAAUGUGUUCGGGUGUUCUGCAACGCGAGGUUCUGGAGGCGGAGGACGCCGAGGAGGGUUUGCUGUCCCAAUUGGCAGAGCGCAGCAUUGGGUUAAGUGGCCGCACAUUGCGGAAGCUGCCUCUUUUGGCCCAUGUCCAGUACACCAGCAGCGCCUUGUUCGAGUUGGAUCAGAAGAUCAGUCUAUCGGACUUUCUAGACGCCAUGCUGGAGGCUUUGGAGAAGCAUUUGGGCGAGCAACGCCUGCUGAAACUGGAGUCCAUGGAGGAGCUAUAAAACAAGAGCGAAACACAGACUGAAAAAAUGAAUUUACUAAACCCACUCUAUGUUCAUCAAAUGCGAUACUUUGUAAACUUCAAUUUGCUGCUAUGAAAAACAAUCCGGUGCAGAGGCACGGGUCCAAUACCCA
Messenger RNA from Drosophila santomea, 1496 nucleotides. RefSeq names its product pachytene checkpoint protein 2 homolog (gene pch2). Gene Ontology annotation, cellular component: chromosome; nucleus. The record is from RefSeq and is a predicted model, not a curated record. Bases 98 to 1363 code for a protein of 421 amino acids. Lineage: Eukaryota; Metazoa; Arthropoda; Insecta; Diptera; Drosophilidae. The transcript has 3 exons. Gene Ontology annotation, biological process: meiotic recombination checkpoint signaling; reciprocal meiotic recombination. Gene Ontology annotation, molecular function: ATP binding; ATP hydrolysis activity.